AAAUGAUCAUGUGUCAUAUCUGAAUUACAUAACACAGAAGAAUAGCAGUUGUAGACAGGAUCUGAUAUUCAAACAGAAAGUUGCCAUUUCAAACUUCAAAAACAUAAAGCUGUUGAAUAUUUAACAAUGUGAAACUGUGUCAUAGUUAUUGAGUCAACCAGACGUUCUGAGAAAUCCGGAUAUAGGAUGGCGUCAGACUCCGAGGACACCAGACAGCGCGCAUUUCUUCGCUACAUCCACAGACAUCGCUGUGAGAUCCCGAUGAACGAAGCUGAUAAACUGACAAUAGAGCCGGGUAUCAGACAAAUGCUGGGACAUUUAAUCCAAAAAGUCGGAGAGAAAAAUCCUAUCUUUAAAAUAUCAGACAUAAUUUCAUCAGGAAGUUUCUAUGAAGGAACGAAAAUUGGAAAUUUUGAUGAAUUUGACUUCAUGGUAAUUUUGAAGAUAUUUUCGGAACCUGAUAGAAUUAAUAUUCAAAAGGGAUGUUCGGACUGGUACACCAAACUCCAACUGAAAACAGACCAAAAGGAAAACCUCCAACCAUACAUGUGUUAUUGUGCUAGUGGUAACGUUGAUACUGAAACAUAUCAUAAUAGAUAUGAGAAUUACUUCAGAAAUCCAAAAGAUUUGAUUUCUUGUUUCUGGAAUACUAUUUCUGAAGUUACAGAAUCCGACUCUUUUCAUGUAGAAAUACUCGAAGGGACCUUAAUACCAACAAAAAUUGAGAAAGAAAAACUCCCACUUGUAUAUGUUAAAAGGAGUGGUGUGUCAGAGAUGAAAUAUGAUAAAUAUAGCAGAACUUUGGUUAAAGUUGAGAGGACACAUAUUGGUGUUGAUUUGAUGAUGGCAUUGGAACAUCCCAACCCCACAGCUGUUGGUGAUCUGUCGGGAUUUCCUUCUGAAUUUCAGGAUCUACUCUUAAAGUAUGGCUGCCAUAUAAUUACCAAAUCUUGUCACGUCAAUCACUCCCCACACCCAUCCUGCUGGUUUAUAUCCUUCGCACGAAUGGAGCUUGAGCUAAUGAAAAACAUGGAUGAACACCAUAAGUACUGUUACAAAAUAUUAAAAGCACUUCUAAUUGAAGAAAUUAACUUGUCCGGAAAGUGUAUGAAUUUAUCUUCAUAUGUUUUGAAAACAGCUUUUCUAUUUCAUGUUUAUGGAGAUAAUAAAUGCACUCAUUCUCGCCUGGACAUUUCUUGUAUAAACAGUGUUUUAGACUAUAUGUCAUCGUGUUUCCACAAAAUUCGAAUACCGUGUUUCUUUGCAAGAGACAUGAACGUCUGGGGCCACGUUUUGGAAUUCCCAUGCUUUAAGUGGGGGUGGCCAGGACUUUCUUUAAUUGGCGGUCGAAAUCAAAAGUUUGCCCUGUUGUGGAUAAAGUUCUGGUACAGAAUCGUUCAGUUUGUCAAAUCAACUCUUUCGGAAGAAAAGAUACCUGAAAUGGGUAGUUGGAUCUUUGCUACUGAAAAAUUUGAUUACACGAAGAGAACAAUAUAUUAUUUAAUUAAUAGGUACCUCAGUAAUGAGGAAGCCGUAAAGGGCGCGCUCACAAUUCAGGAACUGGCGGAAGUUAAUCUGGAUUCUUGCUCUGAUGAAGAUUUUGCUACAUAUAUCAAGGAAUUGCAGAACAAUUACAAUAUUAAACUGGAUUUCUUAUUGACUGAAAAUAGACAUUGAAUACCAACAAAUGUUAACCAAAGAUGGAAUCAUGACGACAUGUGGAAAAUUGACAAACGUCUUUAUCAGCUUGCUUUUGUUUCUCUGAACUGGACUUAAUGAUAAAAAAUCUUGAAGGAAAGCAAAACGAGCAAGUGAAGAGCAUGAAAAAUUCAAAUACUGGUAACUCUACUUUGGCAGUUCAUAAAGCGUGGGAAAGAUGUGAUUCAUUUUACGGCAGCCCAGAUCCUAUCGCAAGAGCUCUGAAGGGAAAGUUAAGUGAUGUUUUGGAGAAAUUUGACUUUAACAACAAGCCUGACUACUAUUGUCUCUCGGACACGCUGAAUGAACUAAACGCCGUCAAAGACAAUCCCAAGUACAGUAAGACAUUAAGUUAUUUUGAAACAUCAGAUGGAGUCAAACCUGUGUUACUCAAAGUUCCCAUGCAUGUUCAGAAUAAGUGGCAUGACAAGGCAAUAGAAUACAAGAAAAACAAUGAUGAAGCGUAUCUCCUUUUUGUGUAAUUUGUACUUUCGUGCAAGAGAUGGCAUAUGUGAUGAAUGGCCCUUGAUUUGACACUGAAGUUAAGCGAGUUGCUCGGCACCAAGGACAAAUCAAAUAAACAGUUUCACAGACAGACUGUUACUUCCAACAAAACAGAAGUGUUACAGGAUGAGAGUCAGACAAAAGUGCGUGGUGCUGUCCACAAUUCCGCACUCUCCACGAGUGACUACAAUGCUUUCCGCACGAAGAGUAUCGGUGAAAAGAGAGACAUCUUAAGGAGAUGGUCAGUGGUCAGUGUUUUAAGUUUUGUGAUGGCAAACAUUUGUCAAAUGACUGCCGUGUGAAAGUAAAAUGUGACACUUGUGGUAGCAAACAUCAUUGCACUGCCAUGCAGUUUCACACAUCAAACAGACCCACCCAGAAUCAAGUUGAAAAACCAGCUUUACAUCAUCAGACGGCUGAGACGACCACACACAUAAACGCAGCUUGUACAGAAAUCUGAGGGGAUUUCAGAGGCAAAUCAUGCGCUAAGAAUGUACUAGUCAGCAUUUACCAUAAGCAUAGUGAACACCCACCAGUUAAUGUUUACGCCAUUCUUGAUAAGCAGAGUAACAAGUCACUGGCAAAACCUGAACUUUUUGAAAUGUUUGACCCAAACACUACUUGUGAAUCAUACAAACUCUCUACUUGCAGUGGAUCAUCUUUAGUCAGUAGCAGACGCUCUCAUGGCUUUGUGAUUAAGUCGAUGGACAGACAGACUAACUUUGAUUUACCUACCUUAAUUGAAUGUAGUGCCAUUUCUAACAAUCGUAACAAAAUCCCAACUUGUGAUGUACCAUUUAUCACACUCAUCUUGCUGAGAUAUCGAGCUUCAUUCCGCCUACGCACCAUACGGCACACAUAUCACUACUGAUUGGCAGAGAUCUCUUGGGCGCACUUUAUGUCCUGGACCAGAUAAGAGGUGAUCCCUCUCAACCGUAUGCUGAACGGCUACCAUUAGGCUCGGUUGUCAUAUGAGAGACGUGCUUGGAUGGAAUCCAUACACCUAAAUCUGGGAUAUUAUGAAAACUAUGUGCUCGAAUUCUGAACAACCGUCCCUAGGCAUUGAAGUGCUCCAUUACCCUUUAAAAGGACACGACCUACUUUACAAAACAACGGACAACAAGCUUUGGAUCGAACUGUUAGCCUUGAAAAGAGUUUGAUGAAGAACCCUCUUAAGAAAACUCAUUUUCUGGAAUUUAUGAAGAACCUUUUUGAAGUCGGCCACAUCAAGUUUGCACCACAGCUUCCACCAAACACUGAGAGCUGGCAUUUGCCUCUAUUUGAGGUCUAUCAACCACAGAAGAAAGACAAAAUCUGUGGAGUUUUCGACUCUCCUGCGAAGUGCGACGGAGUAUCACUUAAUGACGUCCUAAUGAGUGGACCAGAUUUAAUGAACAAUCUCAUCAGUGUUUUGCUAAGAUUUAGGAGAGAAUCUGUAGCAAUAGUUGCAGACAUCGAACAGGUGUUUUACAGUUUCUUGGUGGAUAUUGAAUACAGACGUUUCUUGAGAUUCAUUUGGCACAAAGACAAUAAAUUUGACGAACCUUUGGUCGAAUAUCAAAUCAAAGUACAUGUUUUUGGUAAUAGUCCCUCCCCUGCGGUGGCGACAUACGGACUACGUCUUACGGCUGAUGAAGCAGAAGCACAGUAUGGCUCGGAUAUGAGGGAGUUUGUGCAUCGUAAUUUCCAUGUAGAUGAUGCUCUUUCUUUUCAUUCAUCUGCAAAGGAAGCAAUCGACCUACUCCAGCGCACACAGAAGGCUCUGAUGGAACAUGGCUGUGUUUGAGACUACAUGAGAUAGCAUCCAACUCUAGUGAGAUGUUAGCAGCUUUCAAUUCUCAAGAUCUGGCAAAGGACCUAAAAGACACAGAACUCUGGGCAGAUGACCUACCAACACAGAGAAGUUUUGGCAUCUGCUGAAACCUUCAACAUGACUACUUCCACAAUCAAAGUAAACAUGGAGGAGAAACCAUUCACAAGACGUGACGUCCUUUCCUCCAUCAACAGUCUCUUUGAUCCACUGGAUUUUGUUGCCCCAGUGAUGAUUGCUGGAAAGGCCAUUCUUCGUGAAGCCAUAACUAGUGGAUUAGACUGGGAUGAACCUUUACCGCCUGAUCCGGAGGUCAGAUCGUGUAGGACAAAAUGCAGAAUAUUUGUCGACAAGGCUCUCAUCGCUUUGAAAGAUUUUCGGAUUGGCUGCGACUGACCAGAGCUAUUUGCUUCAUACAGAAAAUGAUACGCAAGUGGAAACAAUCAAGAUUUGAUGGAGAUAAAGAUCAAAACCCACUUACUUUGAAAGAAGCUGAAAUUAUUAUUCUUGAGAUUCAGGACGAGAAAAUUUUCUGAAGAGAAAUUAAAGCUCUCAAGGCAGGCAGAACAAUAAACAAGAGUAGUCCAAUUUUCAGUCUGGACCCAUAUUUGGAUGAGGAUGAUUUACUUAGAGUGGGGGGCAGACUUUGUCACUCUAACUUGUCAUUUCAAGAGAAGAAUCCACUUAUCGUUCCGAAAAGAGCUACAUUGCCAUUUUGAUUGCUGAACACUUUCAUAGAGAAGUGAAACAUCAAGGACGCUUAUUCAAAGAAGGGGCAAAAAGAAGCGCAGGGCUUUGGAUCGUAGGAUGUCGCCGCCUUGUAAACUCUCAUAUACAGAAAUGUGCAUCAUGUAGAAAGCUGCGAGGCAAACAAAAACAACAACCAAAAAUGGCUGACCUUUUUGAGGCGCAUCGUCAUCCGGCACCCCCUUUACAUAUAUUGGAGUGGAUGUAUUUGGACCUUGGUCCAUUGUUAACAGAAAGACACGAGGAGGUCAAUCUCAAGCUAAGAGAUGGGCAGUUAUUUUUACCUGUUUGGUCAUCUGCACAGUCCAUAUCGAGGUAAUUGAGGAAUUGAGCACCUCUAGCUUCAUUUUUGCUUUACGUUGUGUUACAGCCCUUAUAGGUGAAGUGCGCACACUUUGCUCAGAUCGUGGAACAAACUUCAUUGGAUUCACUUCAGAAAUGAACGUCAUCAUAAUUGACAUUAAAGAUGCACCGCUAAAGGACUUCAUGUAAAGGAGAGGAAUUCAGUGGAAGUUUAACCCCCACACGCCUUACACAUUGGUGGGGCCUAGGAGCUGCAAAUAGGUGUCUCGAGGAAGAUAUUGGAUUCUCUACUGACAGGGCGAAAGAAAUCUUCAAGUGGGCGAUGUUGUCCUUCUUCGUGACAAGACACUUCAUCGCAAUGACUGGCCAAUGGGAAUUGUCGAGAACACAUAUUCUAGUGAUGACGCGCGUGUCCGUAAAAUAGAAGUUCAGAUUGGUAUGGACAGAAAGAUUUUCAAACGCCCAGCGACAGAAGUUCUCGUUCCAAACAAACUGUAGUGGGAAUGUGUCGUGACAGGACAUUCGAUGAGAAUGUGAAGUACAGUGUGCGCUAUAUUUUAUUGUGUAUUUUUGCUAUUUUGAAUACUGAUAUUGGGUAGAGUUACCUCUUUUUAAUUUGUUUAAUUUAAAUAUUUGUGAUAUUAUCAUAUCAGACGGGGAAUUUAAUGUUACAACAGCCGAUCUAUCCGGAAAUUUCAUGUCCGUCUUUGUUACAACUUUAUCGACGAAACUUCUUGUCAUAUAUAGCGGCAACCUUGUAAGUUUUGUAAUUGAAAUUGUCUGAAUAAUAGAUUAUUUUGUUUAUAUUUUACUAUGCAAUCGUUUUCUUGUGCAUAUCAUCAGUAUUUUUGUUUAUACUGCACUUGCAACUCGCAGUUGAUGCUAUUUUUAGAUUUAAAAUCCAAAGCUGUUAAAAAGUCAGAUUAACUUAAAAUGUAAUAAAAUUUUGUGUGAUGUUUAAGUAAGACAAGUUGAUAAUCUGUUGCUUAACUAUUGAUGGUGUAUAAGAAUUAAAUGUAGAAUCUCAAAUAUAAGUUUUGAAUGUCAGGAUUAAUUUCUGUAAUAUUUACCUGUGAAUCUAUAUUAGAAUUUUUUUGAUUAUUACCUGAAGUUGUGAGCCUACAUUAUUAUCAUUUUGUAUUUUUAUUUUGCGUUGCUUUCACAGAACGUCUCACAAGAGAACCUUGUAUGAAGUCUGUUCCAGACCCUUGAAUUCUGAAUAAAUCUACAUGAACCCCUGGGGCAUUUUGCAAACUGAAACAAAACAAGCGGAUCGUCAAUUUUGGCAAUAGAGAAGAUGCACAAAGCUUGGUUGCUAGAUCAAAAUUAACCCUCUAUCUAGUAAAAAAAAUCCAAAUAUGAAAAUUCUGCAACUUUUACGUGUUUUUAAAUGUGUACAUCUGAGUAAAAUCACUUCUUAAAUGUAAUGUAGUAUACUACUCUUGAAGCUUGUGAAUUUUUUGGUGAGGAUAAAAGAAAACGAUUUGGUAGAACAUUCACCGGAACCCUCUUCAUACCUUCGAUUGAGAUAACUUUAAAUUUAGCAUAUAAACAGUAUGGUUUCAACAAAGGCGUUUUAUAUCUGACAAAUCACAAGGCAUGGAAAUUUC
This is a messenger RNA of Saccostrea cuccullata (small rock oyster), 6672 nucleotides long. RefSeq lists its product as uncharacterized. The coding region runs from base 187 to 1677 and encodes 496 amino acids. NCBI's taxonomy places the organism in Eukaryota, Metazoa, Mollusca, Bivalvia, Ostreida, Ostreidae. The record is from RefSeq and is a predicted model, not a curated record. The transcript is spliced from 2 exons.